Messenger RNA from Bactrocera tryoni, 1264 nucleotides. RefSeq lists its product as uncharacterized. The record is from RefSeq and is a predicted model, not a curated record. Lineage: Eukaryota; Metazoa; Arthropoda; Insecta; Diptera; Tephritidae. The coding region runs from base 120 to 1145 and encodes 341 amino acids. The transcript has a single exon.
AACAGCCCCUAUCGAAAGUGAAAGAAAUAAUCGUGUACCGAAUUUUCAUAUUGUUUGUGUUUUAAUAAAUUUAUUUGUAUAUGGAAGUAAUUAGCAAGGUUUAAUAUAAACAAAUUACUAUGGAGUCAGAGCAACCAUCAAGUACAAUUUUAUGUUAUCCUACGGAUUCCAAGGGAUAUUCAAAUGUUGAAGUGCUUAAUGUUAAUAAUGUUGACUCCGGCGGAGGUGUAGUGUUAAAUGAUGAAAAACUUUUGGAAUUAAUACAAUUGUAUCCGUUUUUAUACAACCCACGAGUGCGACCAUUUCAAGAUCCGGACUAUGACGAUUGGGCAUGGAAUCGCAUUACGAAUGCAUUUAAUGUGAACUAUACGGGAUUCCUGCCAGCAGUAUAUUUUACCAAGGAUGACUUAAAACGGCGCUGGAACAAAUUACAACCUAUUAUAAAGAAAAUGGCGAAAAUGUUGGAUCUAACAGCUAUUCCGGAGCCAUUACGUCAAAUUAUAGUGAAAAUAAGCAUACAACUUGAAGAUCAAGUGACAGAUGUGCGCGUGAAUAACUUGUCCAGUGCUCAACAAGUCAUAUAUGACAAUAUGAAAAUGGUAUCGCAGUUACCAUUAAAUAGACGUCUGCAGUUGGAAGCUGAAAUGAUGGACCUGAUAUUAAACGCCGAACUGGAAUCAAAAGCUACCGUUAAAUUAACAUACACGCAUUUAAAAACUAUUGAAGAUGAAUAUGAGGAAUUGCUCAAUUUGAUGAAUCUUAAAGAAAUAAUCGUUUUAAAAUCCACAGAUACAAUUCUCUUAAACGAAAAAACUGAUAGCUCACAGGAGCAAAUUGUAACUAGUACAACGUCGAAUGGAACGUCCGAAAUUUGUAUAGGUAGCGAUAGCAGCUCAGAUACGAAAUAUGAAUCAUUGAACAUCAUAGAUUUCGAAGCUGAAAUGGGAAGUGGCUCCCAAAUAUAUAAACCUUCUUGUCAAGUUAAAAAAGAAAUGACUAAAACUGAUACUGCUACAAAGUUUCAAUGUGUUCCGUUAAAGGAUGCUUCCAAACAUGUUAGACGUUGCAUUAUAAGAUUAAAACGAACAAAUAUGGAAGACUACAUACCACUGUCACGCAUAAAACGACAACGCAAAAGCACUUAGUCUCAUAUAGUUAUAUAAGCGUAAUAAGUUAAUUUAAGGAAAACGUAAAUUAUUUAUAAUAACAGUAAUUACAAUUAUAUACUUACAUCUGAUAAAUAAAUUUAAUUUUUUGUAUCGUC